UGGAGGUUGAAGCAACAGCAUUUCUAUCCGAUGGUCGGGCGCAUGAAGGGGCUCGCGAAGAGCAAGCGCGUCUUCACGGUCGACGACGACGAGUACGACGACGGUACCGCGGCCGCGACCUACUCGGGCUCGGAGAGCGAGGCCGAUGGCCAUGACGACGGCGACGACGACGAGAUCGCCAUGCGCCCGGCGUCGUCGCUCCGUGUGCGCAACUCCAACUUUGACGACGCCGACCCGGCGUACGAAGGCAAGGUCGUUCGCCGCACCGAGCUCAAGAGCGACGACGAUGAUGAUGAGGAGGACCUCGAGCGCGAAAUGCAGGACGAGUGGUCCGAGGGCGAGCCGUUCGCGGGUUCGGACGGCGACGACCAGAGCGGCAGCGACCUCGACGAAGAGGAAGAGGAAGACGAAAGCGAAGAGGAGAACGAAGAUACCUCGGCCGUUGGCGGCGACGUCGACGAUGUCAUCCGCGCCCUCGAAGAAGAAGACGCGGCUGUGCUCAUGCGCUCCAAGGACAUUGAGACGCAGCAGCACAAGGCCAAGCACGUGCACCACCAGAAGAUGAUCUGGGAGCGCUGCUUGGAGCUUCAGAUUGCGAUCAAGCAGCUCAUUGCGACGAUCAAUGGCGUCGGCACGUCGGGCUCGGACGAGGAGUCGGCGAAGCGGUCGGCGCUCGCGGCGCAGCUCCGAAGCUGCAUGGCCACGAUGCAUGCGAUGCAGCAGGAGAUGUACACGCUGCCCGAAUUCUCGACCAGCAGCAAGCGCUCGAUGGACGAGGCUGGUGACAUGUGGCAAGGCUGCGUCGACGAGUCGGCGGCCGCGCUGCCGCAGUACCAGUCGAUUCUCAACAAGUACGCGCGGCAGGCGGACGGUGUCGCGGCAAAAAAGUUCAAGGCGGUCAACCAGGACGUGCUUGUGCAGGUCGACGCAGUCCUCGCGGACCCGCAGCGCAUUCGGCGCAAGGCGCACCCGGCGGCGAUUGCUGACGACACGACCGACUCGGAGGCCGUCGACGACCUCCAGUACGACGACCGCGAGUUUUACCAGCAGCUCCUUAAAGAGUACAUUGAGAACGGUGCGAACGGCCUCGACGCCAGCCUCGGCGCGAGCUUGAAGCUCAAGCGCAAGAAGAAGAACGUGAACCGCAAGGCGAGCAAGGGCCGUGUCGUCAAGUACACGGUGAUGCCCAAGCUCCAGCACUUUAUGUUCCCGGACCCGACGCUCCGAUACAAGACCAACAUGGACAUUGACGAGCUCUUCCGAUCGUUAUUUAGCUCGACGGCAAAGGCCUAAAGAAAGGGUCCUACUACACUACAACACGUCGUCUUCCUCCUCUUCUUCCUU
Molecule: messenger RNA, 1344 nt
Organism: Saprolegnia parasitica CBS 223.65
Lineage: Eukaryota; Oomycota; Saprolegniomycetes; Saprolegniales; Saprolegniaceae
Exons: 1
Coding region: 31-1293 (420 amino acids)
Cellular component (GO): nucleus; nucleolus
Molecular function (GO): GTP binding; GTPase activity
Source: RefSeq, a predicted model, not a curated record